Messenger RNA from Paramecium primaurelia, 407 nucleotides. NCBI's taxonomy places the organism in Eukaryota, Ciliophora, Oligohymenophorea, Peniculida, Parameciidae. The record is from the annotation of a GenBank genome assembly.
AUGGCCUCAAAUAAUCAUACAUAAUUUACAUACAUAAAGAGACGCCACUUCUCAAAAAAGCGUAAACAAGAAUCUAAACCAAGAAAUUAUACAUAUAUAACAUCUGAUGCCAAAUAGAUGUUUCUCAACCUUUUUUUAUUUCAAAGCUACAAAAUCCAUGAUGUAAACAAUACCAAAUAAAAUUUGUCUUAGGCUGCUAAUAAGGCAGGAAUCAAAUAUUCUUCUGCCAAAACCAUAUUAUUUGCCCAUCGUAAAUAAUACAAAUAAAAAUUGAUUAGAGAUAAAAUGGCUGCAGUAAAAAUUAUACAAAAUUUUAGAAUUCUAUUAAUUCUAAGUGUUGUGGAUAUAAACUUAAAUAAUCUGGACAAGAAUAUCCUAUUUAAGUAAUAACCAGAGUUGGAAUGUGA